UGACUCAGCCCCACCUCUUACACAAUAAACCACAGAGCAGGUUUCACUUAGAGAAGAUAACUUAAAGCAAACAGCAACAGACAGACAGCGACAGGAAGAGGAAGAACAAUGCUGAAAAACGGUCUUUACACAGUGAACACUGAAGUAAGAUGACCUGAGCUAACACACACACAGAACGAGUAAAUAACACCACUACCACCAAGUCCUAGUGUGGAUCAGGCAGUAAAAUGGCCCAACCGGAGUCCAGAGUCAAUUUUGUGCUGUUUGGAAACACCUCUGCAGUCCACUUUGGACCUGAAAAUGUACUACUUGGACAAGACCUACCCAUUGUAAACAACACAGAGUUCUCUCAGAUUGUCCCUGUAUCAAGAAUGGUAUCAGGACGUAAUGUUUCUGUCAUCAAUAUCCUUGGCUUGGAAGAGACUGAAUUCUCUCAACACAUCAUGCAUCAGUUCAUUAGUAGACUUGUUAAAGAAAAUGAAAUCCAUGCUUUCAUCUUUGUGCUUCAACUGAACCGGUUAACAGACACUAAUAAAUUGGGACUAGAAUGGCUGAAAAACACAUUUGGAGAAGAUGCUCUUUCUUUUGUGAUGAUUCUAUUCACUUAUGAGAGAGAGGAGGAGUGUGACACCAUUGUAGAUGACUUGAAGAAAAACAGUGUUCUAGAGCAACUGACACGGCAAUGUGGAGGCAGGUACCACACAUGCAGCAAGAGCAUGAACAACCAAUCAGAAUUGAGACCACUGCUAGGGAAGAUUGACCGCCUCACCUCUGAUAAUAAUCAGCGCUGCUACACUGUUGAGAUCUACAACACAGCCUUCACUCAGCAAACAGCAUUUAAUAGGCUUCUGCUACAAGAAGAUAUGGAUAUCAAAGAGAAUCUAACCAAUCAGCCUAAAGAAAAAACACCAGAGCUUAAUGCAGCAGAUUGCAGACCAGAUAUUCCUGAAGAAUUGAAGGAACUAUUUUCAAGAGUAUUAGGAAAUCACAAUCAAAUAAUAAAACCUGCAGAUAUUCUUCAAAUAACAAAACUAUCAUUACAGUACCAAGAAUCUUCAUUACAUUUAGCUUUCCUACAAAAGCUGCUGAUGGUGAACUACAAGGCAAGGUACAUUUCAGUUGAUAAACAAACCAGUGAAGAGGAUGACGUUUCACCAGAACCAGUGGAUGAUGAUCAGAAGAACACUUUGUCAUUUUUUCUUGACACAGACUUCGCAUCAACUUCUGAUCUUGCAAAAAAACAGAUUGUUCACCCCAUGGAUGUCCAGAUGGCAGUGUUUCACUGCUCAGAUCAUUUCCUAAAGCAGCUAAUAAUGAAUAAACUGGCUCAGUGUCAGUACGCUCUGCCUCUGCUGGUGCCCAAUCCCUUCACCAGAGAGAUCGAGUUUCCUCUGUGGACCUUUCGCCAAAUCAGAAAGAGCUGGAAGACCACAGACUCCUCUGGUAAAGUUAUCAACAAAACCAUGUCGAUUUCUGAGGCAGAAACUCCAAUGGUGGCAUUUUUCAGGUUCGGUUAUGUAUCUUCAUCCAAGUCUCAGCUGAUGAAUAACUUGAUCAAUAAGAAACAUGACACAUUCUUCCACUGGGACUGCCCAGGAAGCAGCAGUAACCGGCUCCUGAUGGAUGGAGUGGUGGAGAUCGCUUGGUACUACCCAUCUGGGAAGGAUUAUUUCCCUGACUGUGUUGCAUUCUGUAAUCUCCAUGGUGAUGCAGAAACUAAUCAAGAGCAACUGGAAAUCCUGACUGAAAUGUCCUCAGUGAAUGUUGUACUUUUUUCUGAACAAAAAAACAUCAAAAAUAACAUAGUACUGGGAAAUCUUUAUGAAAGCCAAAAGCCACUAAUUUGCUUAGUCACCAACAGUAAUUCACAUGUAACUCAGUUAAAAAAUCUGAAAUUCAGAAUUGGUCUUAAACAGAGAAAUCAGUCAGAUAUAUCUGAAGAUCUCAUGAACACCCUCAAAAAGUGUUUUAAACAAAAACACACAAAAUUCAGACUUGAAAAUGUGGGUAGAAGCAGGAAGAUCAGAACAGAUGAGAAAGAUGAUGAAUGUCAGAAGGGGAAAAAAGCAGCUAUCCAAAUUGUACAGUUAUUGUAUGGAAUGCAACUGUCCAAAAUGAAGGAAACAUAUCUGCCCUGUCAGGGAAAACUGUGGCAUGACUGGUGCCAGAAAAACAAGGAAUUACAUCGACUUCAAGGAAAAAACAUAGAAAUGAAAAUGUGUGAAAAACAAACUGAAAUGAAGACGAUUCGUAAGCAACAGCAUGAGUGUGGAGUCACAAACCUGAUGGAGAUGUUCAUUCACACACUGAAUUCAUCAGAAGCAAGCGAUAAAGACUAUUUUCUGAAAUGGCUUGAAAUCCUUCUUGACAACUACACCACUGAUGAGCUCUCUGGACUUUCACAACUUCAGCUCAUAUCAAAACAGUUCAAGGCUGCAGCCUUUGGUUUGGAACAUAUCCUCAGGGAGAUGAGUCAGAUAUAUGAGUCUUUUAUUUCUGUACAAACACACAAGAAAGGAUCUUUAAGAGAAGAUUUCUACUGUCUUCCUAAGCUUGGAGCAAAUGUCAUGCUCUCGGGAUACCCACUGGAGCUGAUGGAUGGAGAUGCUGCUCAUGUUCCUCUGACCUGGGUUUCAGCAGUUCUAGAAGAACUUGUGAAGAUACUGGGAGACAAGAGAGUGUUUGUGCUGUCAGUUCUGGGGAUUCAGAGCUCUGGGAAAUCCACCAUGCUGAAUGCCAUGUUUGGUCUCCAGUUUGCUGUCAGUGCUGGAAGGUGCACCAGAGGAGCCUUCAUGCAGCUGGUCAGAGUGUCAGAGGAGAUGAAGGAAGAGCUGAAGUUUGACUACAUUCUAAUUGUUGACACUGAAGGUCUUAAAGCCGUAGAGCUGGCUGGGGAGACAACCAUACAUCAUGACAAUGAACUUGCUACAUUCGUUGUUGGUCUUGGAAACCUGACCUUGAUCAACAUCUUUGGAGAGAACCCUGCUGAGAUGCAGGAUAUUCUUCAGAUUGUUGUUCAGGCCUUCCUGAGAAUGAAGAAGGUCAGACUGAAUCCCAGAUGCAUGUUUGUCCAUCAGAAUGUCAGUGACAUCACUGCUGGAGAAAAAACUAUGGAAGGAAGGAGAUGCUUACAGGAAAAACUGGAUGACAUGACCAAGCUAGCAGCUAUAGAAGAAGACUGUGAUGCUCAGCGUUUUAGUGAUAUCAUUGCAUUUGAUAUACAAAAUGAUGUUAGGUACUUUGCACAUAUCUGGGAGGGCGAUCCACCGAUGGCACCACCAAACCCAUCAUACAGUGAAAAUAUUGAUGAGCUGAAGAGAAAUGUCUUUUCAAACAUCAAGACAAAUGUAAUGUGUCUUUCUCAAUUCAAAUCUCAUUUAAACAAUUUAUGGAAUGCACUGCUGAAUGAAAACUUUGUGUUUAGCUUCAAAAACUCUUUAGAGAUUGCAGUGUACAGAAAACUAGAGAAUGAAUAUUGUAAAUGGACCUGGAACCUUAGGAGUGCCAUGUUGGUAAUUGAGAACAAACUGCUUAACAGAGUCAACAAUGAAAGGCAACCAAAGAUUGAGGAAAAUGACAUAGUGGCAGGCAUGAAAGACAUAAAGUUGUUUGUGGAAAUAGCAAUCAAGGAGUUCUUUGAAGAAGACAAAGACAAAGAAACUUUGAUCCAAUGGCGAGAAAAAUAUGAGAGAAAAAUUUUGGAUCUUAACAGUGACCUUGUAAAAGGAACAAAGAGAAAGUUAGAUAAAGUUGCACACCUGAAAAUUGCAAGAGAAAAGAUAGACCAGGAAAAGACUGUGAGGGAAAAGAAGCUUUAUAAACAGAGCAAAGACCUAGCAAUCAUUUUGAAAAGUAAAGAAACUGAUGAAGAAACACUCAGGGCAGAUUUUGAAGAUGUCUGGGACAAGUGGGUCACUGAGGUGACAAAAGAUGUACCUUCAAUUGACAACAUCGAUAUAUGGGGAGAUGUAGCACAGACACUCUCAGAAAGUUAUGAGGUAAACUUUGUCUGUGAGCGACAGAAUAAGGCUGCAUACAAAAAGAUUGACUCCAUAGGAGAUUACUCUGACUACAUUAUUCUAAACAAACAACAAGAGCCUCAUCAACAGGCAGUGGAACAUGUGGAGGAAGAAGAUCAAAUCCCUGGGGCACAUGGUCAUACAGUUAGAGACAUUCCAUCUGAGGAGAACUGCAGAACCACUAUUCUAACCUCUGAGGAUAACCACUUAUUUAGUGCACUGAUUGGAAGAUUGAUCAAAGACACUGAACAAGAAAUUCAGAAGAAACCUAUUGCAGAACAGGGAUACAGUCAGAGCUACAUCCCAGAAAUAAUAACCUCCAUCAAAAACCAAGUAAGAGUAAACCAAACGAAUACCUCCAAAUAUACACUUAAGAAGGAAUUCACAGUGGAUCUAUGCCUCCAUGUGUGCAGCUUUGCAGCUAACAAAUUCAGUGACCUUCACAACAAAUUCAAAAACGCAAAUGAUGUAGGAGUAUACCUGGAGAAACAGAAACCUCAGUACUUCAACAUCUUCCAAAACUACUACAAUGGUGCGACCUCCACAACAGUGUUUGGUGAAUUAAUUGUGGAUAAACUUGAGCCGUCUAUACUGCAGGCAGCGUACGACCAAACUGCCAUUGAUGUAGCUGAGAAAAUGAAACGUGAUGUUCCAGCAUUCAGUGGAAACAGGUCAAAUCUGGAAAAACACAUUCUAACAGCACUAGCGGAAGAAGAAAACUUUGAGAACUAUAUUGAAUACCUUCACAAGCCCAAAGAACAUUUUAAUCAUUUUAUUACCAACGAAGUAAAUAAAUACUUGCUUGAAGACAAAUGUCAGGAGGUUCUGGAAACUGUCAAAGCUAACAUAAAGUCAAAGGGAAAGUGUGUGAUGGACGCCGUCAAUAAAGCAACAGAAGACGUCAAUAAAAGAAAUGGAAACAUCGACAUGUGGCUGGAGUACUUCUCCAAAGAGCUACAAGAUGAGCUUCAGUUUAAAGAAGAAUCAUGUCCAGAGCAGAAAGAAAUUACAGACCUUGGCUUUCUUCAAGAGGUUGUACAGAAGGGCCUGACUGACACCGUGGCAAAGUUAUGCAGUGAAGUCAAAACCAUUUCUGACCUCAAACAGGAAAUAUUCAGGAAGAAACCACAGAAGGUUCUGAUUGAACAUCUCUGUCAGUGCUGCUGGGUUCAGUGUCCAUUCUGUAAUGCCAUCUGUACCAACACAAUGGAGGAUCAUGAUGGAGAUCACCGUGUCCGUUUCCAUCGCAACUGUGGAAUCAAUGGAUGGUCUUUCAUGUUUACAGAAAAUCUUGGAGUUGAUUUCUGCACAACUGCUGUUUCAAGUAACUUGUUUUUCCGUACAUCUGAGGGUGUGUUUACUUUUAAAGAGUACAGAAAAGCAGGCGGAGAAUAUGCCAAGUGGAACAUCAGCCCUGACACGUCUGAGGUGCCCUACUGGAAGUGGUUUGUGUGCAGGUUCCAAGAAGAUCUGGAAAAGCACUACAAGAGAAAAUUCACAGGGAAUGGAGAGAUUCCUCUUGAAUGGAGAGAUAUCACUAAAGAUAGAGCCAUUGAAAGCUUAAAUGAGUUGUAAUAUAAACUGGAAGAGAAUUUAAUUGUCUUUUAUGCUGUAAUAUGAUAGAUAUUUGAAUGUUUUUAGUUUCUUUCAGUAUUUUCUGGUGUUAUUGGUUUCAUGUAUCAGUAGUUCCUGUUAUAAUAUAUGCAUUAACGGUUGCUACAGCCUUAGCCACUGGUGAGGCCUGUAAGGUUUUGGUUGCAUUAGGCAUGGUGGCAAGGAAAAGCGGUAAUCCUAUGAGCACCGGAGUAGGUGCGACAGGCAGCAAUGCCACAGCAGGCCAGCAUCUACCUGUGCAAUCAGUUCAGCAACAUUUAACUAAUACCACUCAGCCAUGCUUUAAGCCCGGAAGGUCUCCUGGUACCGGAGCAGUGGCAGGGAUGUAUCCCUGUCACCCCUCUCAAAUAGACCUUGGGUUAGGUGUUACUACCCCAACACUUCUCCUUUGACCUCAUACAGAACCAAAAGCUGCUUUUCUCAGCCCCCUCUUCAGCCAGGUCUUUCAGGGCCUUCUGCUGGUUUGCUCCAGUUACUCUUAUAUCCCCAGGAGGUGAACAGUUGAUGUUCCAACAAAGCCACGGCAUCCUACUUCUACGGGGUAGAUGAUGGAUCUAUAGCCAGCCUCCUUUCACUCAGCGACAAGAUCUGAGUACUUCCUCUUCCUCUCAAAAGCAGUUUCCAUUCCUUCCUCCCAGGGGAGAGUUAGCUCGAUGAGGAACCAUUGGACCACAUCACUAUAUCAGUAUAUAGACUUGUGCUGGUGAUCUCCCCAAUGAACUGGAACUUCCUGCCAAGAUCAAUUCUCAUUCUACAUUCCUUUGUGAAAGGAACUUUGCUUGUUGGAACUCUUGGUGUGGUACUUGUGUUGCCCCCUCCUUCUCUGACAAAUUGGAUGUGCUGACACACUGGUGUAGGAUGACCUCUGCUGAUGACCUGUACAUGCUCCUCCAGCAUCUCAGCCAAUCUGCUCAGGAUUUGAUUAAUCUUGCAGCUUGAUAAGAUGUGCUGAAGACUUGCAUCGGACUGUUACAGAGGGGGCAGCAUUCUUCCUGGCUUCCUGGUGCAGGUUCAGUGGGCAGGGGAGUGUGGUGUAUGUUGCCCUGAUAAGAAAACUAAGCUAAUAGAAAGCAGCUUGCUUGAUGAUUUAAAUGUUCUGAACACAUUUCUGUUUUAUCUUCUAAAUUAGGAAUAAUAAUUACUACAUAUUUUCAUUUGGACCUUCCUUGGUACAACUCCCUCUGUUACAAUAUACUCUGUGUGUGUGUGUGUCACAUGAACACACUUUUGAACUGUUGUAUUUAUAUUUUGUAAAAAAAAAAAAAAGGAAAAAAGAAAGAAGCUACAGUUCUUUAAGUAAAUAAAUAAUAAUAAUAAUAAUA
Messenger RNA from Ictalurus punctatus (channel catfish), 6955 nucleotides. Its product is annotated as interferon-induced very large GTPase 1. Gene Ontology annotation, molecular function: GTP binding. The record is from RefSeq and is a predicted model, not a curated record. NCBI's taxonomy places the organism in Eukaryota, Metazoa, Chordata, Actinopteri, Siluriformes, Ictaluridae. The transcript has 5 exons. The coding region runs from base 228 to 5594 and encodes 1788 amino acids.